AUGAUCAAGUCUUUGAUUGCUCUCACUUUCCUAUUUGCUCUUUCUUCUGCGAGACCCCAAGACACUGAGCCAAUCAAGAUUGGAUUCGAGACAAUUGAUGCCAAGCCAGCUCCAGAGAUCGUCAAUAACGAUGCUUCUUAUGGUAAUGCUGUCGACUUCUCCGUUCCAACCAGUCCAGCACUCAUGACUUGCUUGAAGAAGGCCAAGUACCAAGUUGUCUUUGUUCGUGGAUUUGCUCCAGCUGGAUCGGGAUCGUUUGAUAUGAACGUAGUUGGAUCCAUCAGAAACGCCUACAACGCUGGAUUGGGAAUUGAAGUCUACAUGACUCCACAGCCAUCUUCCAGUUAUCAAGGAUACCAACAAUUGGAUAUCCUCUACAACGGACUCACUUCCAAUGGUAUCACUGUCAGAUCUGUCUGGAUUCAGGUCACUUCUCCAUCCGAUUGGCCAAGAAGCACAACUUCCAAUAUUAACUUCAUUAACAGCAUCGUUUCUCGUGCCAAACAACUCGGACUCACUGUUGGAAUCUACACUAGCCAAUACGAUUGGAGUCAAAUUACUGGACAAUGGAACACAUUGAGUUCCGAUGUUCUCCUCUGGUACUGGAAUGUUCUCGGAAGUGGAGUUAAUGGAGAAACCAAAGCCACUUUCGAUGAUUUCCGUGCUUUCGGAUCUUUCAAGAAGGCGUCUGCGAAGCAAUACGCUCAAGUUGAAACUGUCUGCCAAAUGGUUGUUAAUCGUGACGUGUACGCUGUUGGAAUUCCAGCUGUUGCUUCUGAAAAGGCAAACGAAUCCGACAAGAUUGUUGUUGGAGGAUUUGUUGGAAACUAA
Caenorhabditis briggsae is the source of this 831-nucleotide messenger RNA. RefSeq names its product Protein CBR-LYS-2 (gene Cbr-lys-2). The coding region runs from base 1 to 831 and encodes 276 amino acids. The record is from RefSeq and is a predicted model, not a curated record. Lineage: Eukaryota; Metazoa; Nematoda; Chromadorea; Rhabditida; Rhabditidae. The transcript is spliced from 2 exons. Gene Ontology annotation, molecular function: lysozyme activity. Gene Ontology annotation, biological process: cell wall macromolecule catabolic process; signal transduction; innate immune response.